Molecule: messenger RNA, 1785 nt
Organism: Oncorhynchus masou masou (cherry salmon)
Lineage: Eukaryota; Metazoa; Chordata; Actinopteri; Salmoniformes; Salmonidae
Product: transmembrane protein 196-like
Exons: 2
Coding region: 438-779 (113 amino acids)
Source: RefSeq, a predicted model, not a curated record
UGCACUAUUGUAAAGUGGCUGUUCCACUGGAUGUCAGAAGGUGAAUUCACCAAUUUGUAAGUCGCUCUGGAUAAGAGCGUCUGCUAAAUGACUUAAAUGUAAAUGUUUUGUCAGUCACUGACAGUCACUCAAUUAGCCGUGUCAGCGAAACAUUUUUAGAUUGGUAAAUUAGUCUAGCAGCCAUCUAAACGUAUAGUAAUAAUGCCUGUAACCAACCAGGCAUGCAGGGCACGUGCCCAGUGGCCCUGACCUGCAGGGCCAGUGGCCCUGACCCAUUGUUUUGUUAGUCACUCUCACUCAGAUAUCAUUAACAUGGCACAAGUCAUGGCAAAAUGUGUAGAACAGUAUGAAAUUAACUUUUAAACUGCAAAACUGUCUCUCCACCCCAUGGCAAAAUGUGUAGAAUUGCAAAAAAUGUGCUUUAAAUCUCUCUUCAGAUGAUCCUAUUUUCAGCCUGCUGUAUCUGUGGGUUGAUCAGUGGGAUCCUAAACUUCCAGUUUGUGCGUGUGGUGGCAAAGCGUCCCGAUGCCCUGCCGUCCCUCUACCUGGCCAUCAUGGUGCUGGCCUGCCUGGGCAUCGGCGUGUCCAUCCUGUUUACCUGGCUCACCUGUCGUCUGGCCAGCAGCGAACAGCAGAGGAUGUACCUGGAGAGAGAGCUGUCCCUGCACCAUUCCCAUGAGAUGAAUGAAAAGGAGUUGGCUGAGAGAUCUGAGAGAGCAGCCAGCAUUCCCCAGAUCUCCUUCAAUGGAAAGUCCUCACCUCCAUUGUCAUUAGGCUGAAGCCCAGCUGUGUUACUGUAUUCAAAGCAUCAUGGAGACAAUGUUGGUUCCAUUCAACACCAACGGUUACAUGGGACGUGAUCUCUUGCAAUGAACUAAUACACAAAGGAAUCAACAUACGGCAACACUAUGAGAAGGCGCUGUGAGAUUUGACCAUUGCUUUACCAGUGACGAUGUAGGCUGAAUGAUGCACCUGAUAGUCCCCAGACAUGGAUUUGGGGGACAUGGAAACAGCCGGUAGAGGGGACAAAGCUAUGGCACAUCCAAAGGCUCAAAAACAACAACUAAACCACUUGAGAUUGUCAGUGUUGAGAUGGUGAAAGACAUAUACUGUAACUGCUUCAGGGUUUGACUGGUCAUAGAGAUCAUGUCAUACAGUGGAAGUUGUUUCCAUUUUUAAUUAUUAUUUAUGUAUUUAUUAUUUAAAUAUAUCUUUGUUUAUUCAUAAGCAUGAAAAUAUAAUAACAUCCCAUCUGUGAUAGGUUUUUACAAUUUAGAGCAUUGUAAUGAAUUAAAGGUUUAAUGAUGGUGAUGGAUGACGAGUACGACAGAUGAUGAUGGUGAUGGAUGACGAUGAAUGAUGAUGACUACAAUGGAUGAUGAUGACUACAACGGAUGAUGAUGAUGGUGAUGACGACUACGAUGGAUGAUGAUGGUGAUGACGACUACGAUGGAUAAUGAUGGAGAUGACGACUACGAUGGAUGAUGAUGACUAUGGUGGAUGAUGUUGAUGACUUUAUUGUAUCCAUUAGGACAUUAAUUCUAUAUGUAUUAGUAUAUUUUGCAGCAGACCACAACCAGUAGGAGGCAGUAGUGAUAGUUAUAUUCCCCCACUAGAGGGAGCACUCCAUCUCCUUUUAACAUAUCUCUGUACCAAACGGCACCCUAUUCUCUAUAUAGUGCACUACUUUUGACCAGAGCCCUAUGGUCAAUAGUGGUGCACUAUAUUAAGAAUUGGGACUCAGAGUUGAAUCUUUUAGUCAAACAUUUGAACAGAAUAAUAAAU